AGGUAAGGUACAUUAAUUAGCACCGUUGCCCGGCGUCAGUCGAGACGGGAGCAGUGACGUCGGUCAAUUAGCGGGACUGCAACCGCUACCUAACUGCGGUGGCUCUGGGGCAGGCCUGGCAGGUACAGGGGCCUUGAUGGGCUCUGAAGUCUCAAUUGGGUGGAGUGGCUGAAGCUUCCACCGGGGCAACAGCGAAUCAGGCGGUGCACAGCAGCUGUCUUUCGCAUUGAGCCUCUGUCAGUCAGACACAACCAGAACCGGCCGUGCCUUGGAGGUGUCCAUACCAUAAGGUACCUUACUGUGCUGCCUUGUCUUGCGUAAGGUAACCUGCCACCACCAGACCACAUCCCACUUCACCUCAACUCACCAACCAUCGCCCGCUCUCCGUGGUACUCCAAGGCCUCGACAUCUAACUCGUUUCCCAGUCCCACGAAAUCGUUACGGCCACUGGCGCAUUGAGCAACCGAAACGAUGGAUCCCCUCGAAGAGUCGCCAUGGGGCGAUUCGCAACCCACCUCCGAGCCCUCGACCCAACAGCAGCCCUCCCAGAGUGAAGAGUCAACAUCGUCGCAGCCCGCGGCCAAGUCAGACGCACCCAGCACGGCGUCCGCACCUCGUCCUUCACGCUCGGGACCUGUCCGCCGACUCGUAUCCGCCCAGCCUACCCGCCUCGAAGCCGUCGACGAUCCCCUCGGUCCUUUGGGUCCUCUCGGCGCUCCCGCCGCCGCGGACAAUGGCGCCGAAGCCGGUCAGGAUGCUCCGCCCGUCCCGCCGCAGAAAGAGCAGAUGGUGAUCCGCACCUCGAUGCCCCCCCAGCAGGGCCGUCGCGCCGGUCCUUCCGACCCUCACAACAUCGAUGAGGACGAUUACGACCGCCCGUCUGGUCCGAGGCAGCCGCCACCCGUCCAGGCUGCGCAUCCUAGCCCGGUGCGGACGCAUACCCAACCUAGCGUCAGCGUCGAGCAGGCUAGCAAGCCGAGCUUCCAGAUCACGGUGGGAGAUCCACACAAGGUUGGCGAUUUGACCAGCUCGCAUAUCGUCUACUCGGUCAGGACCAAGACCUCCUCAAAGGCAUACAAGCAGCCCGAGUUCGAGGUGAAGCGCAGAUACCGCGACUUCCUGUGGCUGUACAACACUCUGCACGGAAACAACCCUGGUGUCGUCGUGCCGCCCCCGCCGGAUAAGCAGGCCGUCGGUCGCUUCGAGAGUAACUUUGUCGAAGGACGUCGCGCCGCUUUGGAGAAGAUGCUGAACAAGACUGCUGCGCAUCCUACCCUCCAACACGAUGCGGACCUGAAGCUGUUCCUUGAGAGCGAAUCGUUCAACGUCGACAUCAAGCACAAGGAGCGGAGGGACCCGAUCCCCGGCGAGAGCAAGGGUGUCCUCGGCAGUCUAGGUAUCAAUGUCGGUGGCAGCAGCAAGUUUGUCGAGCAAGAUGAUUGGUUCCACGACCGCAAGGUUUAUCUCGAUGCGCUCGAGAACCAGCUCAAGGCAUUGCUCAAGGCUAUGGAGACAAUGGUUGGUCAGCGCAAGAUGAUGGCCGAAGCAGCUGGAGACUUUUCGGCGUCUCUUCACGCUCUGUCUACGGUUGAACUUUCGCCCUCGCUGUCGGGUCCGUUGGAUGCGCUGUCUGAGCUGCAGCUGACGAUUCGCGACGUCUACGACCGCCAGGCCCAGCAGGACGUCUUGACCUUUGGCAUCAUCAUUGAGGAGUACAUUCGCCUGAUUGGAUCAGUCAAGCAGGCAUUCAGCCAGAGGCAAAAGGCGUUCCACUCGUGGCACUCUGCCGAGUCGGAACUGCAGAAGAAGAAGGCCUCUCAGGACAAGCUCCUGCGGCAAGGCAAGAGCCAGCAGGAUAGACUGAACCAGGUCAGCGCAGAGGUCGGCGACGUGGAGAGAAAGGUGCACCAGGCCAGGCUCUUGUUUGAGGAUAUGGGCCGACUGAUGAGGGCGGAGCUGGACCGCUUUGAGAGGGAAAAGGUGGAGGACUUCAAGAGCGGUGUUGAGACCUUCUUGGAGAGCGCGGUGGAGGCACAAAAAGAGUUGAUUGAGAAGUGGGAGACGUUCCUCAUGCAAUUGGACGCCGAGGACGACGAGACGGUCUUUUACCGGCCACCCGUCAUCCAACCCUCGGGCAAGCCGCCCGGCAACACAGCCAUUGACAGGGCUCGUGCCACCAUCAACGACGACUCUGACUAGAAGCCCGAGGCACGGCGUCCGCUGAUUCACUACAUAAUACCUACGCAUCACAGCAGCGGUUUCUUCUUCGACCCCACGGCGCACUGGGACGAGUGACGAGUGAAUCAAGUUUGGGCACAUGUGCAUUGUGGAGCCUUCCUCUUUCUUGGUUGAAGUAGUUGUUAUGGUUGUUGUACAUAUCUGACAGUAGAAGAAACCCCAUGGGGGUAUAAGGGGCUCCCGUAAUCCACCUCCUCCUCUGACC
Colletotrichum godetiae is the source of this 2443-nucleotide messenger RNA. Its product is annotated as Vps5 C terminal like-domain-containing protein. Gene Ontology annotation, cellular component: endosome. Bases 472 to 2199 code for a protein of 575 amino acids. The transcript has 4 exons. Lineage: Eukaryota; Fungi; Ascomycota; Sordariomycetes; Glomerellales; Glomerellaceae. The record is from RefSeq and is a predicted model, not a curated record. Gene Ontology annotation, molecular function: phosphatidylinositol binding. Gene Ontology annotation, biological process: protein retention in Golgi apparatus; retrograde transport, endosome to Golgi.